This is a messenger RNA of Odobenus rosmarus divergens (Pacific walrus), 858 nucleotides long. It is a transcript of the gene HSD17B6, whose product is annotated as hydroxysteroid (17-beta) dehydrogenase 6. Gene Ontology annotation, molecular function: oxidoreductase activity. The record is from RefSeq and is a predicted model, not a curated record. The transcript has 4 exons. The coding region runs from base 1 to 858 and encodes 285 amino acids. NCBI's taxonomy places the organism in Eukaryota, Metazoa, Chordata, Mammalia, Carnivora, Odobenidae.
AUGUGGCUGUCCGUGGCGGCCCUCGUGGGCCUGUACUACCUCCUGCGCUGGUACUGGGAGAGGCAGGUGGUGAGCCACCUCCAGGACAAGUAUGUCUUCAUCACGGGCUGUGACUCGGGCUUCGGGAACCUGCUGGCCAGGCAGCUGGACCUGCGAGGCUUGAGGGUGCUGGCCGCGUGUCUGACGGAGGAGGGGGCCCAGCAGCUGAGAGCCCAGAGACUCUGGGGCCUGGUCAACAAUGCAGGCAUUUUUCACCCACAUUGCUACAGUGAGUGGCUGAAGAUGGAAGACUAUAUGGAUGUCCUCAAAGUGAACCUCAUUGGUUUGAUUGAGUUGACCUUGAGCAUGCUUCCCUUGGUGAGGAGAGCACGGGGGAGGAUUGUUAAUGUCUCCAGCAUUCUGGGAAGAAUUGCUUUCUUUGGAGGAGUCUACUGUAGUUCCAAGUAUGGAGUAGAAGCCUUUUCAGAUGUUCUCAGGCGUGAGCUUCAACAUUUUGGGGUGAAAAUCAGCAUAGUUGAACCUGGCUACUUCAGAACCGGAAUGACAGAAUCACAGCGGUGCUUAGAGAAACUAAAGCAAGCCUGGGAAGAAGUCCCUGUGCAUAUUAAGGAAGCCUAUGGACAGAAGUUUUUUGAUACCCAUUACGAUGGUGUUAAACAAGGGCUGUUGAAAUGUAGCACAAACCUGAACCUGGUCACUGACUGCAUGGAACAUGCUUUGACAUCUGUGCAUCCCCGCACUCGAUAUUCAGCUGGCUGGGACUCUCUGUUUUUCUUCAUUCCUCUAUCUUAUUUACCCACAUCACUGUCAGACUACAUAUUGACCAGAUCUUGGCCCAAACCAGCCCAGGCAGUCUAA